CCUGUUUGUUCGUAGUCAGUCGUGACAGAUAUGAUAUCAUCAGCUAAGAGCAUCAGCAUUACUACCACCAUGCCGUCACUCACAGCAUGAGCAGCAGCUUGUGGACGGAGCAGAAGUCGCUCCACCCUCGCGCCACACGCAGGCGCAGAUACCGCCACGACCCACCGGCCUGACACAACCAUCCACACAUCCACACACCAUCACGGCCUCCGUGCAUCUCUGUUGCAUGUGCAUGUGUUGUGUACCAGGGCGAUGGUCUCGGUCUGAAGCCCUCCGCUGCGGUUUGGCAACUCUGAUCACACAUACACACACACACACGAAAGCAGCAUGACAUUCUCGAGGCGUGCUCGUGCUGUAUUGUGUGCACACCCACCGACGUCCUGUAGCCUCUCGAAGUUGAUAGGCGCCGGCCCAGUGGACGCCUCUACCUGCAGCACCCGAACUGGCCAACCAUGCAUCCGGCCAUCAAAUGCAAGAAAAGCCGUGUGGAUGGAUGCCGCACCGCACACAUGACUGAUCAUCGUCUUACUUCCUGUGGACGAUAUCUGGAUGCCCCGCGGCGGUUUGGCGCCGCCCUGGCCCUGCGGCAGCUCCAGGAGGAUCUCCUGUGGGUACAUGCCGGUCGAUAUCCAGAACGUCCGCUCAUUGCCGUCGGUCAUCAUCUGCGGCAGAUGGCGGUCGUCCAUCGACGAGACCUGAACACAGAGAUCAGAGGCAGAUGCAAAGAGAUCUCAUCCAUGCCAGUGGCCAGUGCUUUCAUCUCUGCCUCUCCCUCUCACCAUCAUCACCUUCAAACCAGCCAU
Molecule: messenger RNA, 803 nt
Organism: Vitrella brassicaformis
Lineage: Eukaryota; Vitrellaceae
Source: the annotation of a GenBank genome assembly